Molecule: messenger RNA, 1555 nt
Organism: Clupea harengus (Atlantic herring)
Lineage: Eukaryota; Metazoa; Chordata; Actinopteri; Clupeiformes; Clupeidae
Product: cathepsin S
Biological process (GO): proteolysis
Molecular function (GO): cysteine-type peptidase activity
Source: RefSeq, a predicted model, not a curated record
ACUUUGAUUAUGAAAACAGGAAAUUUGAAACAGUGUUCUUAACUUGACAUCCACCGCUUGUUCGUGACACUGAGGAAAGUCUAAGAGCCACAAUGCUGGGGAGCGCCGUGAUCGUUUUGUUGUGUGUGGUGGAGACUUCAGUGGCUCUAACAGAUUCAUCGCUGGAUCUGCACUGGCAGCUGUGGAAGAAGACCCACAGCAAGGCCUAUAACAUCGAGGCAGAGGAUCUUAUGCGACGGGAGCUAUGGGAGAAGAAUCUGCAGCUAAUUUCUCUGCACAAUCUGGAAUCUUCCAUGGGACUACACACUUAUGAUCUGGCCAUGAACCACAUGGGAGACCUGACACCAGAGGAGAUUCUCCAGCAGUAUGCACUGACUCGUGUGCCCUCAGACCUGAGGAGGGACACCUCAGCAUUCGUGGGUGCACCUGGUGCCUCGGUCCCUGACUCCAUUGACUGGAGAGAGAAGGGCUAUGUCACCGGAGUGAAGAUGCAGGGUGCUUGUGGGUCCUGCUGGGCGUUCAGUGCCGUCGGGGCCCUGGAGGGCCAGCUGAUGAAGACCACGGGGACACUGGUGGACCUCAGCCCUCAGAACCUGGUGGACUGCUCAAGCAAGUACGGAAACAAGGGCUGCAAUGGUGGCUUCAUGCAUCAAGCGUGGCAGUACGUCAUUGACAACCAGGGCAUCGACUCAGAUGCUGCCUACCCAUACCAGGGAGUGCAAGGACAGUGCCAGUACAAGGCUGACCAGCGUGCUGCCAACUGCACAAGCUUCAAGUUUGUGACCGAGGACAGUGAGGACGCCCUGAAGGAAGCGUUGGCCACCAUUGGCCCCGUCUCUGUGGCCAUCGACGCCACUCGCCCUCAGUUCACCUUCUUCCGCAGUGGGGUGUACAAUGACGCCUCGUGCACUCAGAAGGUAAACCACGGAGUGCUUGCAGUGGGUUAUGGCUCCAUGGAGGGACAGGAUUACUGGCUGGUGAAGAACAGCUGGGGCGCGACUUUUGGAGACCAUGGGUACAUUCGCAUGGCACGGAACAAGAACAACCAGUGUGGCAUUGCAAAGUAUGCCUGCUACCCAAUCAUGUGAUCUACCACCUCAGUGAGAACUCACUAAAGGGAUCUUUUUUUCAUGCUCUUUGUACUUCAUUUGUCUUUCAUAGUCUUAACUGUAAAGUAAUGCCUAUAAAUCAUUAAGCGAGCUCUUUGUUAGAUACACAGUAUAUAUCCACUACACUUAAGGGCAGGUAUACUCCUGCAGACAUGGAUUCUCGCGAUGUGGACACAGACUCCAAAGCAAACUUGUUUUUCUGCUGUUGCAGAUGAGGCUCAGCGCACAUGUUCAAUCACUGAUCAGUGUUUGAAGUAAUAUCUCUAGGUCGUGUGGUUCUACAGCAGAGACUGUUAUUUCUUAUAGGUCUCUGCCCCUUCAUAACCAUUACUCCUCUGUCUAAAUAGCAAUUGCUACCUACCUUAAAAUACCAUUGCUGGUAAUUACUAAGUGAAGAGAGGGGGAGAGGUGAGAAUCAGAACAUUUAAUUAAAAUAAUUUCUUUCA